Messenger RNA from Verruconis gallopava, 1416 nucleotides. RefSeq lists its product as uncharacterized. The record is from RefSeq and is a predicted model, not a curated record. Bases 71 to 1258 code for a protein of 395 amino acids. Gene Ontology annotation, molecular function: protein binding. Lineage: Eukaryota; Fungi; Ascomycota; Dothideomycetes; Venturiales; Sympoventuriaceae. The transcript has a single exon. Gene Ontology annotation, cellular component: mitochondrial matrix.
AUGACACUAAUCUUUUCAGAAUGAGAACAUCUAAACACUCCGUAAAUGUCCCAUAUCCCAACGUGACAUAAUGCAGAGCUUACUGCAGCCGUUCUCCGUGUGCUCACAAUGUUUUUCCAGAGCUAUCCAUCAAAUCAAAACAUCAUUCUCCUUUCGCAAUUUCUCCUCAGCACAUCUAGGUUUAGCUACCACUCCCAAUCCAGUGGCUGCCUUCGCCGAACUUCCACAUCGAGGAUUUGUUCUAUUAUCCGGGUACGAUGCACCGAAAUUCUUACAGGGACUUACCACAAAUAAUGUCGAGCCAUCACGCGAGACACCUUGGUACUCUGGGUUUCUGAGCGCGCAAGGAAGAGUGCUCUGGGAUGUUAUUAUAUACCCCUACCGCAGUAGCAAUGAAUGCGGUAAGGUUUAUCUUGUAGAAGUGGAAAGAGACGAGGUUGGAAGCUUUAUAAAACAUUUGAAGAGACAUAAGCUGCGGAGUCAAGUCACAAUUCGCGACGCAAGUGAAGAAUGGCACGUAUUUUCUGCAUGGUCAAGUAAUGGAAUAUCUCCAGUGGCAGAGAUGCAACAAGGUUCUGGGGCAACUGAAGGAGCAAUUGUCACUGUCGAUCCAAGACUUCCCUCCCUUGGUCAUCGCAUCGUUCUCAAUUCAGAGCUCAAUCACCCAGCUGCAGCACUCCCGGAAUUCUAUGGCACUCUUCCCAAAACCUCCACAGAGUCAUACACCAUUAGAAGAUACUUGCAGGGGGUCCCGGAGGGGCAACAUGAAAUAAUUAAGGAGAGCGCUUUGCCGAUGGAGAGCAACAUGGAUUAUCUAAAUGGAAUAGACUUCCGCAAAGGUUGUUAUGUCGGACAAGAGCUCACGAUCCGCACGCAGCAUACGGGCGUCAUUCGUAAACGGAUUCUGCCAAUCCAGCUGUAUGAUGCCGACGCGCCAUCCAUGUUGUCUUACAUGCCUUCGGGGCCAGAGGUCGAAUCUGGUGCGGACAUUAAAGCAGAAGGAGGAAAGAGACCAGUAGGCAAGCUUUUGACAAGUAUUGGUAAUAUUGGACUUGCACUAUGUAGACUGGAGAAUAUGACAGACCUGCGAGUCAGCGCGGAAGGCGGUUCGUUCAAACCUGGCAUGGAAUUUAACGUUGCUCUCAAGGCUGGAAAUGGAAGGGUGAAAAUCAAAGCUUUUGUACCCGAGUGGCUUAGAAUACGGGAAAAAGAGAAAAUGGAUAGGCGUGCCAAAAGAGAAGAACCCAUAUUGGAAUGAAGAGACAGGGUUGUAAAGAUUAUGCUCGGUUUAUAACCUACUUGCUUGAUCCGUUCUCUCGCCAAAUUUAAUGCGCAUGUAUAACAAUCAUGUACGGCAAUAUUUUCUGCUUACAUAGCCAAAUGCUUGAAUUCCAUAAUGAGAAGUUUAGGUUUUGC